UGUCAAAUUGACCAACCGCUACAAUCGGAAUCGCGAACUUUGAUGUUGACGAGUUGUCUAUUUUAUGCAAAUUUGUAUAGUAAUACAAAAAAAUUAAUACAGCUUAAUUAAACCAUUGCUAAUAAACUUUUAAAGAGAACACGUGUCAAAUAUUUGUGAGUUAAAAAUUGAACUCUGUUCGAAAUCAUGUCAUUGUUUGGAUCACCAGCCACGACUUCCGCAGGAACGUUCGGCACUGCUACGCCUUCUACAGGCUUUUCGUUUGGCGGAACGGGAGAUAAUAAAUCAGUAUUUGGAUCAGCAAACACGGGCUUUUCUUUUGGUAGUGGUGAUGCGGCUAAGCCCACUUUUGGAGCAGCAGCAACUACUGAGAAUAAACCAUUCAGCUUUAACAAUCCAACCAGCAAUGCACCAGCAUUUGGGGCCAGCUCUUCAUUUUCAUUUGGAUCAGCAGCUAAAACCACAGCACCCACUUCAUCAUUAUUCGGUUCUCCUAGUACAACAACUGCAGCACCGGCCUUUGGAGCGAGCAAGCCUCUAGGAGGCUUUGGUGGGUUCUCUUCCCCGCCCAACCAAACAGUUGGGAGCCCUGGCUUCGGCCAAGCUGCACAGACUGGAGCACAAAGCUCACCGUUCGGCGGAGCCACGCAGACACCCGCCUUAGGACAAGCCGCACAGCCCCAAGGGUUAACAUUCGGCUCGCCGGCGAACGCGAACAAGCCGGCCAGUGCGUUCGCCUUCGCCACGCCCACGUCAGGCUUCUCCGCGCCUCAACCGGCCGCGACAACCGCGCAGGCUCCUAGUUUCGGCGCCGCCACGCCGGCGGGAGGCUUCGGCAGUUUCGCUACCACUACUGCUGCACCACAGGCAGCGGCGACAAUUGCCUCUGGUUUCGGCUUCGGCCAGACUUCGAGUCCAGCCCCGGGCCUCGGCCCGGCCCAGCCCGCGUCGGGCGCGGCCGCGGGCCUGAGCUUCAGCUCCACCUUCGGAAAACCUGCUACAACACAACCUGGAACAGGUUUAGGUUUCUCUGCACCACAAGCCACCCAAGCUUCGAGCCUCAGUUUCGGUACCACUCCAGUGACAACUCAAGCAACGGGACUUGCUUUCGGAACAGCACCAUCAACUCAAGGAACUGGACUGAGCUUUGGAGCCACGCCAGCAUCUACUCAAGCAACUGGGCUUAGUUUUGGAACAACACCCGCCUCGACAGGCACUGGCCUCAGUUUUGGAACAACUACUGCCGCUACUCCAGGAACUGGGCUCAGUUUUGGAACAACACCAGCAUCAACACAAGGAACCGGUCUUAGUUUUGGUGCAACUCCAGCUUCGACACCAGCGACUGGGCUUAGUUUUGGAGCGCCAGCUUCCACCGGUACUGGGCUUAGUUUUGGAACAACUCCAGCCUCAAGUGGGACUGGACUUUCUUUUGGAGCUGCAUCUACAGCUCAAACAACGGCAGGCCUCGGUUUUGGAUCGACUUCAACGGCGGCGACGACGGCCGGGCUCAGUUUUGGAACGACGUCGACCGCGGCCACUUCAGCAGCGACCGGGCUCGGUUUUGGGACUGCGACUAGUAGUGCACUUGGUUUCGGGAAAACACCUGCUAGUACUGCUGCGACUACUGCCGCUUCGAGCUUCCAGCUUGGUAAACCGGCCACAACCAGCGCUGGUGGAUUCAGUCUCACCUCGACAGCCAGCACACAACCUUCGUCCGCGGCAUCUACGACAGCACCGUCCGGCAUAACAGCGUUAGGAAAAACCACCGCAGCCACCACCAUGCCGUCUCUACUCCCUGUGACGACUACAGCAGCUGCGCCACCCCAGCCAAUCACCUCGAUCACCUUCGCGCAGCUCGAAGAGAACAUCAACAAGUGGACGCUAGAACUGGAAGAACAGGAGAAGACGUUCAUCAACCAGGCUACUCAGAUUAAUGCGUGGGACCGGCUACUUAUUGCUAAUGGAGAAAAGAUAGUAGAAGUAAACGACACCGUGCAAGCCGUGAAGAACGAGCAGCAGAGUCUGGAGUUGGAGCUCGACUUCGUGCUGGCGCAGCAGAAGGAGCUCGAGGAGCUGCUCGCGCCGCUCGAGCAGCAGCUGCUCGGCUCCGGCGACCGGCCGCGGGACCCCGAGCGGGAGCAGAUGUACAACUUAGCCGAAAAUCUAGACUCGCAGCUGAAGACAAUGUCGCAAGACUUGAAGGAAGUUAUAGAACACCUCAACGAGACCAAUAGAAGCCAAGACAGUAAUGAUCCAAUCGGUCAAAUAGGGCGCAUUCUAAACGCACACAUGUCGUCUAUGCAAUGGAUAGACAACUCCAUCGCUCAAAUAUCGACCAAACUGGACCAGCUGAAAGCCACCCACGACACGCUGAGGCGGGACAACGAAAGAUCAUUUCAUCUAGCUUAUAACUAAAUUAGUUCAACAUUUGUUGCUAGGCUUUCUAUUAAAAUAAAAACAUUAAGUACGUGAAUACUGAGAAAAUAUAAACAAGCUUCUUUUAAGUAUAGUAUGGAGCGUACCUAGUACAAUAUAACGAACGCCAAAUACAAAUGUAAUGCAGUCGACGGCAACAAAACUGCAUUUUGCAGUCGGUCAGAACUAAUUCCAGCAGCAUGAUUAAAAUUAAACCACAUCUACUUACCAUUGAUUUUUUUUCUCUCGUUAAUAACAAAAGUGCAUUUCAAAUUAAAAUCAUUACUGAAAAUUGGAGAACCGAAGAUUUGAGAUUCAUAAUUGUAUUAUAAAAACUAAGAACAUUUUCGAUCAUUGUUAUAUAAAAGUAAAAGAAUUUGCAAUGUC
Molecule: messenger RNA, 2802 nt
Organism: Cydia pomonella (codling moth)
Lineage: Eukaryota; Metazoa; Arthropoda; Insecta; Lepidoptera; Tortricidae
Gene: Nup62
Product: nuclear pore glycoprotein p62
Exons: 16
Coding region: 187-2415 (742 amino acids)
Biological process (GO): protein import into nucleus; RNA export from nucleus
Cellular component (GO): nuclear pore; nuclear pore central transport channel
Molecular function (GO): structural constituent of nuclear pore; phospholipid binding
Source: RefSeq, a predicted model, not a curated record